This is a messenger RNA of Pararge aegeria (speckled wood butterfly), 5102 nucleotides long. RefSeq names its product multidrug resistance-associated protein 4-like. Gene Ontology annotation, molecular function: ABC-type transporter activity; ATP hydrolysis activity; ATP binding. Bases 96 to 4184 code for a protein of 1362 amino acids. The transcript is spliced from 25 exons. Gene Ontology annotation, biological process: transmembrane transport. The record is from RefSeq and is a predicted model, not a curated record. Lineage: Eukaryota; Metazoa; Arthropoda; Insecta; Lepidoptera; Nymphalidae. Gene Ontology annotation, cellular component: membrane.
CGAGUCGACGUGCGCGCAACUACCACCGGUCACGCGUAUACUUACGUUUAGUUGUAAAAAAUAUAUAAUAAAAUUGUGUGUGUUUUCUAAAAAAAAUGGUGACAAUGAAAAAUUUAGAAAAUCAAACUAACAAAAAUGAUGUGCCUAACAAAACUAUGGAGCCGCCAAAGAAAAAUCCCCCGGGAAUGUUUUCGCGGUUAUUUUUUAUAUGGAACUUUCCGUUGUUCUAUUUUGGAUAUAGGCGUGAUUUAGAGGAAUACGAUUUAGUGCCAGCGAGAACAUUAUAUGAUUCGAAAUCAGUCGGUGAUGAAUUAGAAAGAAAUUGGUUGGAGGCCGAAGCAGAAAGCCGAAUUACAGGCAUUAAGCCUUCAUUUAUAAGAGUACUUUCAAAUACUUUCAUAUGGUCUUUCCUACCCGGGGGGAUACUGCAGUUUUUAUAUGUCGGUUUGAGAACCGUAACUCCACUGCUGUUUGCACAGUUACUUAAAUACUGGUCAGUAAACUCUUCUAUGAGUCAGACGAAUGCCGCCUACUUUGCAGCAGCUAUGGUAGUGGCAAAUUUGGUUGCAGCUUUUUUCAAUCACCAUGGAAAUUUUUAUUGUCAGCAGUUUGGUAUGAAACUGAGAAUAGCGACAAGCACAUUGAUGUUCAGAAAGAUAAUGCGAAUGAAUAAUGGAGCUCUCGGUGAGACUACGGCGGGGAAGGUAGUGAACUUGCUGUCGAACGACCUUCAACGUUUUGACCUGGCCUUCCUAUUUCUACACUAUGUCUGGAUUAUCCCCAUACAGUUAAUAGCGGUUUGCUAUCUGGGAUACAUUCAGGCAGGGUACGCUGCACUGAUCGGCUUUGCUGCACUUCUCAUCAUUGCACUACCAAUUCAAGGUUUUCUUGGUCAAGUGCUCGGUAAAGUGCGGUUCCGCACUGCUGAAAAGACCGACGAGCGUAUCAAAGUCAUGAGCGAGGUUAUUAAUGGAAUACAGGUAAUAAAAAUGUACGCCUGGGAGAUACCGUUCCAGAAAGUAGUUGGCCAAAAAAGGAUGGACGAGCUAAAAGAAGUGAAGACCGCUACCAUAUUGAGAACAAUUUUUCUCGGUUUUAUGAUCUUCACAGAAAGGGCGGCCAUGUUUCUCACUAUCCUAACUUUUAUACUGCUUGGAAGUAAUAUGACAGCUAAUAUUAUAUACCCACUGCAGCAAUUCAUAAAUGCAGCGCAAAUCAAUAUCACGCUGAUAUUACCACUGGUGCUUUCCUUUACGGCCGAGCUUAUUGUGUCCUUACGAAGAGUACAAGAGUUUUUGGAAUUUGAAGACAGACCCGACCUAGUGGCAAUCUCGGCCACGCCACAGUCCCACUUGUUUCGAAAUGUCACGGGCAGCUUCAGGGAGUCCAAGAAGUCGAUCCAGCCGCUCUCAUACCACAUCAUGCCAGAAGCGGUACUUUCAAAUGGACUUAAUAAAGGUUCAAUAGACAGAAGGUACCGCAGAAGCCUUUCACUAUCCAAUGACACUGCAGUGGAAAUACGUGAAGUAUCAGCAAGUUGGACGGGCGACCCAAAUUUCCUGGCACUCAAGAACAUUUCACUACGUAUUCGCAAAGGGAAACUUUGCGCUAUUAUCGGUGCUGUUGGAUCUGGGAAGUCUUCCGUUCUACAACUGCUGCUCAAGGAAUUGCCAGCAGCAACUGGCAGUGUUUCCGUAUUCGGGGAAAUGGCGUACGCCUGCCAAGAGGCGUGGCUUUUCCCGAGCACUGUUCGAGAAAACAUAUUAUUCGGUUUGCCUUAUGACCCAGAGAAAUAUAAGAGGGUAUGCAGAGUAUGCGCUUUGGAGAAGGACUUCAAACAGUUUCCAUACGGCGACCAGACGCUGGUGGGCGAGAGAGGGGUGUCUCUAUCGGGGGGGCAACGCGCCCGAAUCAAUUUGGCACGGGCCGUCUACAGAGAAGCCGAUAUCUACCUUUUAGAUGACCCAUUGUCAGCUGUAGAUGCGAACGUAGGCCGUCAGUUGUUCGAUGGCUGCAUCAAUGAGUACUUACGUGGACGAACGCGCAUCCUUGUCACGCAUCAAAUACACUUUCUCAAAGCGGCCGACUUCAUCAUUGUGUUGAAUGAGGGUGGUGUAGAGAACAUGGGAACAUUUGAUGAACUUGUAGCAUCCGGAAAAGAGUUCGCCCAACUACUCUCCUCAUUGCAGGAAGGCAAGGAAAAAGACACUGCUAGCAUUGGCUCAGGGAAACUGGAAGAAAAAGAAAGGCCAGCAAUGUUGAGAGCGAUGUCAACCAAAUCCGGCACCGAAGAAGAUACACGACAAUUCGAAGCACAGAAAAUGGCUGCCGAGGAGAAGCAAUCCGGAAACUUGAGAUGGGAGGUUAUCUACUCGUAUUUCACCUCGGGAGGGAAUAUUUUCUUCAUUAUUUUCACCAUGAUGAUGAUAUUAGCUGCCGCUGCAUCAGCAUCGGCUGCCGAUUAUUGGAUCAGCUUUUGGGCAAACCAAAUGGCAAUUUUUGAGGAAGCAGCUGGUGGAGCUCCUAUUGAUAAGGACCUUAACACUCAAGUGGGUCCGUUUACGACAGGACAGUACAUUAUCAUCCAUGGAGCAAUAAUCUUCGUUAUAAUACUUAUCACCCACCUUCGAGUUAUACCCUUCGCAAAUCUUUGCGUUAGGGCCUCGCAAAAGCUCCAUGACCGCAUGUUCUCGACUAUGAUAAAGGGCAUCAUGCGAUUCUUUGAUACGAGUUCUUCCGGCCGUAUUCUCAAUCGUUUUACUAAAGACAUGGGUGCCUUGGACGAAAUCCUGCCCAGAACUUUGUUAGAUGUUUUCCAAAUAUACAGUACACUUAUAUUUAUUUUGAUCCUUAACGCAAUAGCCUUGUAUUGGACACUAAUACCUUCAGCAGUAUUGAUGAUUAUUUUCUAUUUCUUCGUGAAGAUAUAUUUAAGAACUGCACAAGGUGUUAAGAGAUUAGAAGGGACAACAAAAAGUCCCGUGUUUGGCAUGGUGACAUCGUCUCUUAAUGGAAUUGCAACUAUCCGAUCUGCUGGUGCCCAACAAAGACUUGUCACUGAGUUCGACAAUCACCAGGACCUACACACCGCCGCAUGGAACUGUUAUUUGGGUGGCGGCAGUACAUUUGGAUUUUACUUAGAUACAUUGUGCCAAAUUUAUCUUACGGUGAUCAUCUUCGUGUUCUUAUAUAUUGACUUUGGCGAUCUGAUACCAGUGGGCAGCGUAGGGCUCGCGGUGACGCAGAGUAACAUGCUAACAGCGAUGCUGCAGCACGGCGCUCGCAUGUUGGUGGAGUUCCUCGCACAACUUACCAGCGUCGAACGUGUUCUUGAAUACACUCGCAUAGAAACCGAGGCUAACUUAUACGAAGGACAACUGGAUUUGCCUCCUAAGUGGCCUUCUCAAGGUCGAAUUAUAUUCCAAAAUGUAAACAUGAAAUACGCCCCCGAAGAAGAUCCAGUACUGAAGAACUUAAAUAUUUCUAUUGAAAGUGGAUGGAAGGUUGGUAUUGUUGGUAGAACGGGAGCUGGCAAGUCAUCUCUAAUCUCAGCAAUAUUUAGAUUUGCUUUCAUUGAUGGUAAAAUAAUGAUUGAUGGUAUUGACACCUCAUACCUAGGCAAGCAGGCUUUAAGAUCCAAGAUAUCAAUCAUCCCUCAAGAGCCAGUGUUAUUUUCUGCAACCAUAAGAUACAAUUUAGAUCCCUUCAAUAUAUACAGCGAUGACGAUCUUUGGAGAGCUUUAGAACAGGUAGACAUGAAAUCUGCCGUUCCCUCUUUAGAUUUUAAAGUAACUGAAGGAGGUGCGAACUUUUCGGUUGGACAAAGGCAAUUGAUGUGCUUAGCGCGAGCAGUUUUACGUUCAAACAAAAUACUGAUAAUGGACGAAGCCACUGCAAACGUUGAUCCACAGACUGACAAGUUCAUCCAGCAGACCAUUCGUCAUAAAUUUGCAUCGUGCACCGUUCUAACUAUUGCUCAUCGCUUAAAUACGAUAAUGGACUCCGACAGAGUUAUAGUUAUGAACACCGGAGAAGUAGCGGAAUUCGACCAUCCUUACAUUCUUCUCUCCGAUCCCAACAGUAUAUUUUCCUCAAUGGUUAGAGAAACUGGAGAAAAAAGUAGUGAAAAAUUAUUUGAAAUAUCUAAAGAGAUGUAUUUCCAAAGCAAUAUGAACGAGAAAUAAUUUUACAAACAGUAUGAGCAUUGAAUAGAAGCAAGCGCUACUUAGCGGAACUAUACGGAGAUAUACGAUGAAGCUUAAUUUGCUUCAACAUACGAGUAGAUAUCGCAACAACCAGACAAAAAAAUUGAUACCACAACCACAGAUUUUACAGCGUAAAUUCUGAAAGCACGUUUCAUUCUUGAUUUAUACACGUAGAAUAACGAAUUUUCUUAAUGCACAUUGUUUUUCCAAAAUCUUCAUACAAGAAGACAGACUAGUUUUUUUUUAAUUGGGUCUUGGAAUAGCCACCACAUUUUCAUUCAAAGGGAUUUGGGGACGGUUUGUAUUGGACACUACAGUUAUUAUUAGUAUCAAGAUAUUAUUAAUGGCACUCUACAGAUUUGUUUAGUUGCAGCGAGCUAUAGCAAAUUAGGCUUAACAUUAUUUAAGAUGUAUUUUAACACAGAAUCAGUAUCCCAUUCAAUACAUAUUAAAUAAAGCUAGUCCACUUUCCCAGUAUGUUUGAAAUAAACAUCAUCAUCAUCAUCAUUAUCAGCCCAUUACCGGCCUAUUAUAGGACACGGAUCUUCCCUUUUCAUUAAGUGAGAAAAAAAAUUAGGCCGCAGUCAACCAGCUGACUAAGUGCAGAUUGGUAGACAUCGCAUGCCUUUAUUAAAUAAAUUAUGGAGAACUUGAGAGUUCUCUUGAGAAUUUUCGUUUACUGUUAAAGCACGUGAUAUUUAAUUUAAAAAAAAGCAACACAACCCCGAAAAUUUAUGGUUAGGUUAGUUUAGGUCAGAACUCGGCUCCCCCGAAAGGGACCACUUGGCUAUAACUGCUUUUUAAAUAGUUUAUCUCAAAAGUACUGAAUAAAUUAUUUCAAUCUUAUCACCAUGUUAAAACAAAAGAUCAUACCUCUUGGUGAUGGUUUACUUAAUA